AUGCUGGACAAGCCCGUCCUCUUCAGCAAGGUCCUAGCCUACACUUUUGCCUUUUUCUUCCGAGAAUGGCGUCGCGCCCUAGGAAGAACCACAGACGGCUGGGCCUCCAAAGUCUCUAGCAAAAAGCCCUCGGACACGCGAGACCGCAACAUUGUCAUUGUCGGCGCCAGCUUUGCAGGAUACCAAGCUGCUCGGGUUCUCUCCAUGAACCUACCCCCCGGAACUUCGUUUAGAGUCGUUGUCAUUGAGCCGAAUUCGCAUUUCCAGUUUACUUGGGUUCUUCCGAGGUUUUGUGUUGCAAAGGGUCAUGAGCACAAGGCGUUUAUUCCGUAUCGGCAGGAUCUUAAGGAGCUUCCUGAGGGUGCGCUUCAUUGGGUUCAGGAUCGUGUUGUUGAGGUUACAAAGACGCAUGUCAAGCUUCAAGAGAGUGGUGAAGAGAUUCCUUACGAGUACCUCAUUGUCGCUACAGGUUCUGCUAUCAAGGAUGGUCUCCCUUCGCGACCCAAUGCUGCUGACAAGCUUGAGGCGAUGAAGAAGAUGCAGGAUAUGCAGAAUGGUAUUGAGAAGGCUACCAAGAUUGUUGUUGUUGGAGGUGGUGCUGCGGGUGUUGAGCUUGCGACAGAUGCCAAGUCUAAGUAUCCCGACAAGACCGUCAUUCUGGUGCAUUCGCGAGCGGCGCCUAUGCAUCGGUUUAGCAAGACUCUUCAGGAUGCUGCGAUUGAAGGUAUCAACAAGCUCGGCAUUGAGCUUAUUCUUGAGGAUCGUGUGGUUAGCGAGGAAUCCGGAACAGUCACUUUGCGAUCCGGCAAGGUCAUUGAGUGCGAUUACUAUGUCAACUGCGUCGGCCAAAAGCCCGCCUCAGAUAUCCUCAAGACCCUCGUCCCUGGCGCCAUCACCGAGUCCGGCCAUAUCAAGGUCAAGCCCACUCUCCAGAUCGCCGACGAUGCCUUCCCCAACAUUUACGCCUGCGGCGACGUCGCAGACACCAAGACGACAAACCCCAACGGUCGUUCGGCAAACCGACAAGCCGACGUUGCGGCUGAUAACGUCCUCCUCGCUCUACGCGGAAAGAAGCCUAGCUACACUUUCACAAACUACUGGGCUGAUGGCAUCAUCAAGUUGACGCUGGGUAUUGUAAGUAUCCCAUUACUCUUUUAG
This is a messenger RNA of Fusarium vanettenii 77-13-4, 1158 nucleotides long. RefSeq lists its product as uncharacterized. Bases 1 to 1158 code for a protein of 385 amino acids. Gene Ontology annotation, cellular component: cytoplasm. The transcript has 2 exons. NCBI's taxonomy places the organism in Eukaryota, Fungi, Ascomycota, Sordariomycetes, Hypocreales, Nectriaceae. Gene Ontology annotation, molecular function: flavin adenine dinucleotide binding; electron-transferring-flavoprotein dehydrogenase activity. The record is from RefSeq and is a predicted model, not a curated record.